Drosophila arizonae is the source of this 939-nucleotide messenger RNA. It is a transcript of the gene mRpS2, whose product is annotated as mitochondrial ribosomal protein S2. Gene Ontology annotation, molecular function: structural constituent of ribosome. The record is from RefSeq and is a predicted model, not a curated record. Gene Ontology annotation, cellular component: mitochondrial small ribosomal subunit; ribosome. Gene Ontology annotation, biological process: translation. NCBI's taxonomy places the organism in Eukaryota, Metazoa, Arthropoda, Insecta, Diptera, Drosophilidae.
ACUUCAACGGUCACACUAAUUGCAUGUUAUGAAAACAGCGGCCAGCGGCGUGCGUGAAAAAUGUUUCGGAAGACUUUUAAUAACUUACCACGCCUUAGUCAGCUGUACGCGGUGCCGGCACGCCUACAAAACACACAGACUGCCCAGGCGCCGACACCUGCUGAACCAGAGGACAUUGACGUCAUUGAACAACGCAUCCUCAAACACCCGGAUUACUUCCAAGUGAAUAAUUUGUUUACUGUGCGGGAUUUGUUCAAUGCGCGCGUACACUAUGGUCACAAGGAGGGCUCACUCGACGACCGCAUGCGGCCAUAUAUAUAUGGCAGUCGCUUAGGUCACUUGAUCUUCGAUCUGGACAAGACGGCUUCCCAUUUGCGUGAUGCACUCAAUUUCGCGGCCCACAUUGCUUUCCGAGAUGGUAUUAUAUUGUUCUUCAAUCGCAAUGCGAUAAAUGCCCAUCUAGUUGAAAAGAAGGCCAUGGAGGCCGGCGAAUUCUCGCACACGCGGUUUUGGCGUGGCGGAAUCUUUACAAAUGCCAAUGUUCAAUUUGAUGCAGUUACUCGGCUGCCAGAUCUGUGUAUCUUUCUUAAUACACAAAACAAUGUAAUGGCCCAACAUACGGCUGUACGCGAUUCAGCCAAAAUGGCCAUACCCACCAUUGGCAUCGUCGACAGCAAUUGCAAUCCCAAUUUAAUCACGUAUCCAGUGCCUGGCAAUGAUGAUUCGCCCGCCGCCGUGGAGCUCUACUGCAAUCUAUUCAAGGAGGCCAUUUGGCGUGGCAAGCGCAAGCGACGAGAACUCUUAGGUUUGCCUCCGCUCGAUGAGACACAGUUCAAGAGCAGCCGCAGUCGCUCGAGCAAAGUUAAAUCAGGCUAAGCUAAUGAUAUACAUUUAUAUUUGUUGAAACAUAAUCUAUAUAAUACAUACUGUGUUAAAAAA